AUGUCGUCUGACGUUACAAAUUCCUCAACCGGUGUCAUGUCUAAUCUUCCAACAGUUGAACAUGUGAAGGCAUGGAAUCGAGAGGACGUUAAAGCGUUUUUACAAAACAACAAAACUGAAUUAGACCUUGAAGACAGAG
Messenger RNA from Acaulospora morrowiae, 139 nucleotides. NCBI's taxonomy places the organism in Eukaryota, Fungi, Glomeromycota, Glomeromycetes, Diversisporales, Acaulosporaceae. The record is from the annotation of a GenBank genome assembly.